Monopterus albus (swamp eel) is the source of this 3368-nucleotide messenger RNA. It is a transcript of the gene dcaf5, whose product is annotated as ddb1 and cul4 associated factor 5. NCBI's taxonomy places the organism in Eukaryota, Metazoa, Chordata, Actinopteri, Synbranchiformes, Synbranchidae. Gene Ontology annotation, biological process: negative regulation of fatty acid biosynthetic process. The coding region runs from base 166 to 2562 and encodes 798 amino acids. Gene Ontology annotation, molecular function: protein binding. Gene Ontology annotation, cellular component: Cul4-RING E3 ubiquitin ligase complex; cytoplasm. The record is from RefSeq and is a predicted model, not a curated record. The transcript is spliced from 9 exons.
GGUACAAAACACAACGUCGACAUCAGCAAACAGCGGGGUGUCCACCAUAAUGUAGCCCAAACAGAGUAGGAACAGCCGUGCUUACAUCCACUGAAUAACACGCGCAGAUGUCCAGGCUGCAGUGGUGAAAACAAAAUAAAGCAGAGCGGGCCGUUUUAUUUUUGCAUGGUGAAAAUGAAGGAGCUGAAGGGCUGCGGUAUGCGGUCUUCUGUGGGCUUUCUGUCCCGCAGAGAGCUGAGUGGACAGCCGCUCAUGAAGGAGGAAUUCCAGAGACGCAGGCUGGCCGGCUGCACCCGCCUCUACAAGAAGGAUAUGCUCGGGCAUUUUGGCUGUGUCAAUGCCAUUGAGUUCUCCAACAACGGCGGAGAAUGGCUGGUGUCUGGGGGGGAUGACCGCCGGGUCCUCCUUUGGCACAUGGAGAAAGCCAUCCAUGCCCGGUCCAAGCCUGUGAAACUGAAGGGGGAGCACCUGUCCAACAUCUUCUGCUUGGCUUUUGACAGCACCAACAAAAAGGUCUUCUCUGGUGGAAAUGAUGAACAGGUGAUUCUUCAUGAUGUGGAGAGAAGGGAAACUCUGAACGUGUUCCUGCACAUUGAUGCUGUGUACAGCCUGUCUGUCAGCCCAGUCAAUGACAACGUGUUUGCCAGCUCAUCUGACGACGGGCGCGUUCUUAUCUGGGACACUCGUGAGCCGCCACAUGGAGAGCCAUUCUGCCUGGCCAGCUACCCCUCAGCCUUCCACAGUGUCAUGUUUAACCCUGUGGAGCCCAGGUUGCUCGCCACAGCCAACUCUAAGGAGGGGGUUGGUUUAUGGGACAUCCGCAAGCCUCGCAGCUCCCUGCUUCGUUAUGGAGGCAGCAUGUCUUUGCAGAGUGCCAUGAGUGUUCGCUUCAACAGCACUGGCACACAGCUGCUGGCGCUGCGUCGCCGCCUGCCGCCCGUCCUCUAUGAGCUGCACUCCCGCCUGCCCAGCUUCCAGUUUGACAACCAGGGUUACUUCAACUCCUGCACCAUGAAAAGCUGCUGCUUCGCUGGAGACAAAGAUCAGUACAUCUUGUCUGGGUCGGAUGACUUCAACCUCUACAUGUGGAAAAUCCCAAAGGACCCAGAAGCAGGAGGACCAGGGCGCGUGGUGAAUGGCGCUUUCAUGGUGCUGAAGGGUCACCGCUCUAUUGUGAACCAGGUCCGCUUCAACCCUCACACCUACAUGAUUUGCUCCUCUGGUGUGGAGAAAGUCAUCAAGGUGUGGAGUCCCUACCAGCAGCCUGACAGUCUGGGUGAUCUCGAGGGCCGUGUGGAGGACAAAUCGCGCAGCCUCUACACCCAUGAGGAGUACAUCAGCCUGGUGCUCAACAGCGGCAGUGGUCUGUCCCACGACUAUGUCAGCCAGUCCAUCCAAGAGGACCCCCGCAUGAUGGCUUUCUUUGACUCACUGGUUCGUAGAGAAAUUGAGGGCUGGAGCUCCGACUCGGACAGUGACCUGAGCGAGGAAGCCAUAAUGCAGCUUCACGCCCGUGGACGUCGUUCCACCCGGGCCACACCAACGGCUCCCUCCAUUGCCUCUGCUGCAGGUCACCACAGUGACUCUGAUAACUCGUCAUCUUCCUCUCUGGCUGGACCUGAUGCUUCAGGAGGGGAGGACCCAGCUGGGGUGGAGGGGGAGGAGCGGCUGAGGAGACGAAGCAGGCAUCAACAACAUCAGUCUGGCUUUCAGAUGAACGAGGACUCAGACUCAAGUGAGUUUUGGCUUGACCCCAUGCCCCGGCCUCGCUCCCCGAGUCCCAGGGACAACUCCACACUGUCCAGCCCCACGUCCUCCUCUUCGCUUCCUGCCGGGGCUUCCAGCUCCUCCUCAUCCACUUCUAGCUCCAGCAGUGAUGACGAGGAGCGGCGUAGUGCAGUAAGGCGGCGCAACGUCAUGAGGAGACGACGCAUGCAUGUGGUUUCCAGAGCUGGAGAUCGACCUGAGUCCGUACAGGCUCUGUUCUCAGCUAUUGACUCCUGCAGUUACCCAUCGAUCUCAAUCGAUGACCUGUCUUCCUCCUCGUCAGCUGAGGAACAAAACUCUCUCCAAAACAAGGUCUGCACUGGUGGCACUAGAGAGGAGGAAAAAUGUCUGAGCCCUUCUGACUUUGUAUGUAUGAGCCCAGUAAUGUCCCCUGAGAGCCAGGAGAAUGAGGAAGGGAGUGACAGAACUGAGAUGGAAAGACACCGAACUGCCUCUCCUCAGUCACUGGACGGUCUCAGGACCGGAGGGAAAGCUGCUACAGAGCCAGCUCCAGACAGCUCAGAUAGUGGAGAGCCAUGUAGCAGCUCCGUGGCUCUAGACAGUAACUCCCAGAGCCGACGUAGCCCUGGAGUGAAUGGCCAGCACCGGACUGUGGCACCAUAUGUUGGUGAGAACCGCCAUGUCUCCUCAGAAUCAGAGGAAGAGACUGGCGUUGCACCUGAAGACACCAGACCACGGAGAGGAAGUGUCCCGCCACAGGGCGCUCUGAAACGGACUCAUGUAGGAUCAGAAGAGUCUGGCUCCUCUCCCUCAGAAAAGAAGUUAAAAACAUAAUGACAUCUUUUCAUUACAGAGAGAAAUCCUUUUUUUUUAAAGACUUAGUUUAGGAAGUGGGUUUUUUAUGGGUUUUUACAACUCAGCUUUUUCAUUUUGCGCCACCUUUUCACAGAUGCACAUGAACUCGCUGUCUAUAAGCAGACGGCGUUAAGCAACUAAAAAAGUGUGGGUGAUUUUUGUUUCAGAACAAAACAGUUGGACAGUGUCAUCAUUCUUUACGUCAGACACAGAUAACAAAAGAUGGCUAAUAUAAGACAUAAGCUAAAUAUUGUUAACUGGUAUUUCUGAUGGACAUGCUGCUCUUUGACAUUCAUGCCUGAUCAGUUUCUCUCAUGAUCUGGUUUUAGCAAAAAGCUCCACUGAGGGUUUGGAGCUCUUCCAGCCUUAACAAGUAAAGGUAUUAAGGAGGACAAAAGCUUUUCAGCAUUUUAAUUUCUGAGGUUUUGCACUGAGCACAAAUCUGAUCGGACUUAUUCUCGUUUCUAAGCGAUUCUCGGUUGAGGCUGCUUCAGGCUGCCUGAAGAAUCGACUGUCUCAGAAAUCCUAAGGAGCUCCAUUUGUUUAUUAAACUGUGCACUGAAAUGAUGCAUUCAGUGUCUCCACCAGUUGUUUCUAUCUCAUUAUCCAGCCCCUGGGUACCAUAACAAGCAGGCUCGCUUUUGUUUUCCUGCAAUUAAAAACUCAUUUGUUCUCAGAACCAUGACUUGUUCCUGAGGCUUCGCUGAGUUGAUGGGUGAAGUGUUUACUUAUUCUGUUAUGUCAUUUGGAUACAGUCAAAAUCAAAGUUGUUUUUUUUUUUUUUU